Molecule: messenger RNA, 8720 nt
Organism: Mugil cephalus (flathead mullet)
Lineage: Eukaryota; Metazoa; Chordata; Actinopteri; Mugiliformes; Mugilidae
Gene: plekhg2
Product: pleckstrin homology domain containing, family G (with RhoGef domain) member 2
Exons: 22
Coding region: 604-7692 (2362 amino acids)
Molecular function (GO): guanyl-nucleotide exchange factor activity
Source: RefSeq, a predicted model, not a curated record
CCCUCCUCUGCAGGAGAAGCAGAGACGGGGUCGAGUCGUCUCUCCGCCGCCCGGAGCUCAUCUCCAAACCACCAGAUCCAUCUUUCACCGGGAGAUUGACGCCGUUAACGCGUUUAAUUCCGUGUCUGAUCCUCGGCUUCCUCCUCCUCCUCCUCCUCCUCCUCCUCCUUCUUCUCCUCCUCCUCCUCCUCCUUCAUGCUCACUGUGGACGCGAAGGAAUCACGGAUCCGGACCCGGACGAGAGUUGGAUGGAUUCAGGUUUUGGUGCGUAAAACUUGGUUAGAGGAGGAACCGGAGCUCUUUUGUUUCCCUUUCUCUCUGUUUUUUUUUUUUUUUUUUUGGAGCGAGUUUGUUUGAGAAGCAAAGAAAAGACAAGAACAGAAAAGAGAACAGAAAAGAGUCGAGGAGCGUUUGAUUCAAUGCGUCCGGAGCGACCGCUGAAGCAACAGGAGAAGGACGUAGAGAGAGGAGGGGAGCUGGGCUCGGUCUGCAGGGACCCACCGGCCCCGGGACCGUACAUGACCCCCCCCCAAAAAACCCACGAACCCACAAACCCACCACCAGCACCACCGAGGUUUCUACUUCCUGUGACAUCAUCACACGAUGCCUGAGGGGUCACGGCGUGGCAGCCAGAGAUCGCCCACUAGCUCAGCCUCCAAGCGUCCUUCCUCAGUCUCGUCCCUGAGUGGGAUUGUGGGUAGGAUGAUGUCAUCAGGCGAGAGAGGAGCGUCCUCUUCUUCCUGCACCUCCGUCAACACCGUCUGUUCGGAGGGCGAGCGUCCCGCCUCCCUGUCCCUCUCCUCCUCCGCCUCCUCAGUCUCCCUGCAUGAGGCGUCCUCCUCCUCGUCCUCCUCGUCUUCGUCCUCGCUUCCGUACGGCGCCGUCCCGACCUACAACGCCUCCUCGUCCUCUUCACCGAAAAGGAACGGCUCAGACAUCAGCCUGGACCUCACGCCCCUCGUCACGCCACAUGGAGGAGGAGGAGGAGGAGGAGGUGGAGGAGGAGGAGGGGGUGGGACUUGUGUUGCCAAGGUGGCAGGAAUAAGCCACGCCCAUGAUGGGAAAGGAGCAGAUCCAGUGGUGGCGGCGGCGGCGGCGGCGGCGGCGGCUACACCCAGACAGCUUUCUCGACUGGAGCGAGUGGUUCUGGAGAUCGUGGAGACGGAACAAGCCUACGUCCGAGACCUGAAGAGCAUCGUGGAGGACUACCUGGGCUGUAUCAUUGACUGUGGAGCUCUGCCCCUGAAGCCGGAGCAGGUCAGCACUUUGUUCUGCAACAUCGAGGACAUCUACGAGUUCAACAGUGAUCUCCUGGAGGAUUUAGAGAGGAGUCCUCACGCCGCCGCCAUCGCUUACUGCUUCGUAGAGAGGAGUGAAGCCUUCGACAUCUACACACUUUACUGCAUGAACUACCCAAACUCGGUGGCAGUACUGAGGGACUGCAUGAAGAACCAGAGUCUGGUUCGUUUCUUCCAGGAGAGACAAGCGACUCUGAACCAUUCUUUACCUCUGGAGACGUACCUGCUGAAACCUGUGCAGAGGAUCCUCAAGUACCACCUGCUACUACAGGAACUUUCCAAACACUUCGAUAAGAGCGAGCCGGGAUACGAGGUGGUGGAGGACGCCAUCAUCACCAUGACAGCGGUCGCAUGGUACAUCAACGACAUGAAGAGGAAGCAGGAGCACGCCGUACGUCUGCAGGAGAUCGAGUCCUUGCUGGUGAACUGGAGCGGUCCAGACCUCCGAGGCUUCGGGGAACUGGUCCUGGAAGGUUCCUUCAAGGUCCAGCGGGUGAAGAAGGAGAGGGCGUUCUUCCUGUUCGAUAAGAUGCUGCUGAUCUCCAAGAAGAGGCUGGAUCACUUCGUCUACAGCACGCACAUAUUCUGUUGUAAUCUGCUGCUGGUGGAGACUCUGAAGGAUCCUCUUUGCUUCAGGGUGUCAGACCAGACCAUCCCCAAACAGCAGCACGUGGUCCAGACCAAGAACCAGGAGGAGAAGAGACUGUGGGUUCACUACCUCAAGAGACUGAUAGUAGAAAACCAUCCAGCAUCACUGCCCCAGAAGGCGAGACAGGUCCUGGGAGACACCUUCUGUCAGACUCCUCACAUGGAGCAGGAUGGUCUGAAGAAGUCGUCAGCGUCACCGCGACCGGACGAUGUCCACGGUUACCACAGAGGGCGCCGUCAGUCAGAGCCUCCAGAGCUGCUGCUGUACACCCCCGAGAAAUCCAGGAAGGGUUUACCGCUGCUGCUGGAGGGAAAUCUACCGUACCGACGCACUAGGAGGCAGUCAGCUCCGGCUAAAGACAUUGAAGCAGCGUUUCAUCCCAACGCUUUGAAGCAGGCAGGAAGUGAAGGAGAGUUGUGUCACGCUGAAAGUCUGGGCUCAGCAGGAAGCAGCAGCACGUUGGCGUCCUCCGUCAUCGAGGUGGAGCCUGAGAGGGACGAAGCUACGCCACAGCUCCAGACCAACCAGGAGGAGGAGGAAGAGGAAGAGGAGGAGUUGACCCCCCUCAGCGCUCCGCCCACUCUGUCCAUCACUGAAGAGAUCCUGGAGUUCAUCAACCAGAGCAGAGCCAGGGAGGGACUCGCCGCCAUUCACACCGGAACAACGGAGGAGGCCGAGGAUCAGCCCAAGGAGCCUCCAUGUAACCAGACCAACUUCACCUGCCCACUGCCCCCCAUCGCCUCCAGCCCAGAACACUCAUCACCCACAUCACCCACAAUGCACCAAGAACCGGAAGAAACAGAGACAGAUAACGACGGCACCCUCCAAUACGAGACCGGUGAAAAUGACACAAGUGACGUCCAACAACCUCCAACGAGUCAAGAGGUGGACGAACGGGUGGAGGAGUCUGGAGAGACGCACGAAGUGGAAGAAAAAGAUAAAGAGGAGAGAGCAAGUGACGAUGAAGUUGGAAGAAGUAGCAUCCCAACGACAGAUCUUCAUCCCCCUGUUUCAACAGAGGAGGAGGAGGUAAAGACCGAGGUCUCUGCUUCCUCAACAGAAGUUCUUCAUCCCUCCAUCCAGAGUCGCCGGCUUCCCACUAGAGGAUCUCACCUCACCAAGCGAGACAAGAAGAUCAUCGAGAAGAUCAGGAGCUACUAUGAGGCAGCCGCCGAGGCCGAGGAGGGCGAGGAAGACGAGGAGGAGGAGGAGGAACUGAAAGAAGGAGGGGCGUCUAGAAGGAGGAACAGUUUCUCUAACAUCCCCUCGGGUUUGGUGAAGGAGUCGGUGUCGCUCUUUGACGUUGGUGGACACCAGGGGGAGCCAGAGACCGGCAGAUCCAAGUAUGAAGUGGAUGAGUCCUCCUCCCCCAUUGGUCCCUGCACAUCUACAACUGCAGAUGAACCAGUGAUUGAGGAAGGAGGUCCGAUUAAAUCUUCUAAUGAGACUCAGAACCAAGGUUAUCUAGAUCUGCACCAAAACAGUGCUGCUGGAGGAGAGACGGAGGUUCGGGAUCAGAAUGUAAAAAUCUCCAAAGAGUCGAUAGAGGAGGAAGUGGAGGAAACACAGGAAAGACCAGUGAGUUUAAUGGCUGCAGGGGAGCAGAGUGGAGAUUCAGUGGAAGGAGAUGAAAUGAUCAAAUCCAAUGCUGAAGAGUUUGUUAACUCUGAACAAGUCGACCCAGAGGAACCAAGUCCCAGAGAAGCGUUGACAACAUCACUAUCUGCAGAACAAAAAACUGAGGCUAAAACUCAGGCCACUUUAGCUAAAGCCAAAAACAAAGACCUUGCUAAGUCUGGCGGGAACAUGGAGGGCCUUCCCAGUCAGACAAGAGUGGGCCGGUGGUCCCGCCACUCCAGGAUCGUCGCCGCUAACCGAGCCUUGUUCGAGGGCAUGGGGUCGGAUGUGGCUCGUAUUGGGCUGUUUGAGACCAGCCCCGUGGUGGACCCAGCGCUGAUGGAAAACUCAGAGCGGAUUCUGAGCAAGGUCCAAACAUUGGCCCGGAUGUACAGUGCCAAAGCUAGCACCAUGAAAGUCCCGCUGCAUCACAAACGAGGCAGCACCGUGAGAACCCAGUCGUGGGUAUCGGCUCGACUUUCCGGGCCUUCUACUCAAGCUCAGAAUCAAACGCAGAACCCAGCCGAGCCGCAAACACAAGGACAAAUAGAAACCGCCUCAACAGAGACGGAGCAUGGGACUCAAACUAACUCUGAGACCAAAGCAGAGAGUCAAACCAGAACACAAAGUAGGCAGCAGACCCAGACCAGGACUCCAUGCCAGUACCAGAAACAAACCAUGAGCCAGGAUGCCUCAUGGUUUGGAAGAGACCAGGAAGACGGGUUGAUAAAGAGAGCAGAUAGUCUGACAGACGAUGUCCAGGAGAAAGCGACGGCGCCCUGUGAGCCUCAGCUGUUUGGUCAUGUGCUCGUCAGAGAACAGCAGAACCCGGCCACUCACCAGACCAACGGGCUCGUUACCCUCUCCAGACCCAGGGACUUUAUCUCAGCUUUAACCAAAGAAAAGGACUCAGAUCUGGGCUGUGGUUCUGGUGCAAACACCCAAACAUCCGCCACACAUGGGGAAAAUCCACCCCCGCCGCCUUCUGGGCUCAUCUUAGCCUCGGCUUCGACACCGUCCACAUCUCAGAACCUCGGAACUGAACGUGAAGGUCAGAGCUCCGGUACCUGGACGCCGACCGUGGCUUUGGACUGUGGAGUGACGGAGUUAAGGGAAGGAGGUGAAGUCCUGAAUCAAGAGAAGGAUGUAGACAGCUCGGAGCAGUAUGGAUCUGUUAAUUCAGUCAGAGAAGACCCUACAUCUGUAAACAUCAUUAACCAACCAGACCAGCCUGGGUCAAGCCUCCCUGCUCACAGCAAGCCACAGUGGAAAAAUUCCAGAGAUGGAGACGAGUCUAACAUGCAAGAUGCAGAUGUACCAGAGUACAACGCUUCUACAGGGCAUGAUGAAAACCAGGAUUCAUCAACCAAACAUAAGAAGGAUGUCUGUACAGGGCCAGAAACCACUGGUGCAGAAUCUGCUCAGAGCCAGGCUCCAGUAAAUCACCACAGCUCCACGGUGCUUCACCCUGGACUUGCUGGAGACCAGGUCCAGAACGAGGCCCUUCACCCGGAAGAGGGAGGCCCAGGUUCACCUGGAACAUCUGGGAACCCAAAAGAAUACAAGGCUAGAUCUGAUCUGAGCAAUUCCUCAAGGUUCAAAACGGUUGUCCAAGGUUCUGCCGUGAUUUUUACAGAAAACACAUCAAACCACGGAUCCUCAGAAGAAGUUGUUGCUGCACCAGCUUGUGCCCAACCACUCUCAACCCCUGCAGACCACCUCCUGGCAUUCACCACCCAGAGACCUCCAGAUCUACCCACUGCUCAGGGCAAACAGGCCCCGACUGGUUCCUGGAAUGUCAAUAUUAAAAAUGAAUAUCAACACAGAGAAGCAGACGAGCCCGGCUCAGCCCCCCCCACCACGCUGCUCGUCUCCAAGUCAUCUGUUCCGGUGGAGAGGGGUAACCCAAACGUUUCCAGCCCUGACAAGGACACAGACUUCCCCUCGGCCUUCAGACCAAGCCUCAGACAACGCUCCCCUUCUCCUUUUAGACCUCCUCCGUCCUCGAUUUCCUCGUCUGCCGUCCGAGCCCCUCCCUGCUCCUCCCCUUUCAGGGUCAUCCAAGGACCUUCUCCCACCCCCGUGUCACCAGGAGGCCUCAUCUCCCCAAAUGCUCUUUCCUGUUUGUCCCCUACUCCAUCCUCUGGCAUGGUUUCCUCAAUAAGAUCCCCACCUGCCUCCCAGACAUCACCCUCCCUCGGCUCUCGGCCUUGUUCUUCCCCCUCUGCGUUCACCAGAUCCCUAGCUGCCUCCUGUAUCAGCCAAUCCAUAAGUCAGAGCAUGGCGAAAAGUCAAAGCCCGCCUUCCUCUCACCUACGACAGCGCUCGCCUUCUCCUAAACCUCAACCUCCCAGCCAGCAAAGCACUUGGACGCCUGCUUAUACCCAGUUAGGGUGCACCAAGGAUGGGUACCAACCUCCACGAUGUCCACCCACUCUUUCCCAACGCUGUCCUCCGUCUCCAUCCAUGAAUCUUACCCAUCGUCAGCCUCUCAGCUCUACUUCCUCAUCCCCCCGUCCCUCAUUCCUUCACUCCAAGUCAGAUUCAUCGCCGAAUGCAAACAACAAUAACAACAGGAUGGCUGGUGUAUCUGUCGCCACCAGCAGCUGCAGCAGCGCUGCCAGUAAUGGUGGAUGGGCGGGAGUUCCACAGAAGGCGCGAACACCCACCCGUCAAACCCCUGAUCCUCUCUGGUCGGGAUCACACAACCGUGUAGCUCGGCCUUUUUCCGCCUCUGAACCCAGCUCACGGGUUCAGUCGCCGUCUCCCUCCCCGACACCGGCAUCGUUUACUCGCAUCUGCUCGCCACCGCCGCAGCAUAACUACUCCUCCCCGAUGGCGAACAAGCCUCCCAACCCCAGGAGCGCACGGGUCGGAGGGGCAGUUUCUCAUAACCCCCUGGGCCUCACUCUGGAGAUGCCCAGGGCCUCCUCGGCGAGUUUCGGCAACUCAUCCUCGUUUCUGAGCCCUCAGAUCCUCUCCCCGCCCCCCAUCGGUGUGUCAGUGAAUGUUUGGAUGAAUAACGUUGCCGCCCCUCAGCCUAGAAAUCCUAGAUAUGUUUCCUCCUCUCCUUUUUCUUCAUUAGACUCACCAACACGGGAAAGUGUGUCUUUCCCUACUUCUUCGUCCUCUUCCUCUUUUGUGCCACGGAGCAGUUCCAGAGCCGCCUCCCCAUCUGGACCCUCCCAAAGCCUUCGAAGGUCUUUCUCCUCCAGCCUGGCUGACAGACCCGUGAGUCCGACCCGAACCAACGCUGGUGGACUCCGUCGAUCCUGGGCGGACGGCAGCCGAAGGUCUCUUGGUUAUAGUGGUGGAAGUAGUCAAGGGUCCUUCGACCAGCAGGAGUCUUGUCCCAUCAGUCCGAGAAGUGGAUGGUCCUCGUAUAGCAGCUCCCCCUCCUGCCUCAGCCCUCGUGCCGGGCUGCAGUCCCCGCUCAGCCCGGGUAAGGCUGCCUCGGGUGGGCAGCAUUUCACCAGCGUGCCCUGGCCGGAUGUACGGGAGCUUUCAAACAAAUACAAUGGGACUGAGUACCCCGAUGUGAGCGCUUCAUCAACCACCGUUGGCUUUUCUUCACCCCCAAUGUCCUCACUUACCCUCCUCACCUCCCCUGUCCCACCAGACACCCAGACCGAGUGGGGAGACCCUGAGCUAGAGGAGGGCAGUUGUCGUAGCCAGCUGAUCUGUGCUUACGUUGCCCGGCCAUCCCGUGAACAAAACCUCCCCUCCUCAUGCCUUGUUCUCUCCCCAGACAUGACCUCCCCUCCGCCGGCCGCCUACCACCAACAUAACCACCCAUCUCAGCUCAGACAGCCGCCUCAGGUCCAAGGCGCCUCCACGACGCCUCCUACGUCCUCAAGGUCACCACCACCACCACCACCGCCCUUUUCCCACUCGUCCCCAUCCAAGCAGGGGAACCAGAAGGCCAGUUACGCCACCACAGUAAACCUCCAGAUCGCAGGAAGUGGCCGAAUAACCUCCUUCAGCACCGCCCAGGUUAGCAUGACCCAAACCCUGCACGGUGGAGCUGGAGCUGGAGGACCCGGGCAGGGGCCGGGGGCGAGGAGAGUGAGCAUCAACGGACUUUCACACCUUCCUUCACCUCUUCCUCAGAACUGCAACAGGUCGUGAAGGAAAGUCUUUCAUGCGAGAGGUGUUGCUAGAAAACACCAGUGAGACACAAAGAAAGCAUGAGACUUUUCAAACACCAGACAAACAUGGAAAACCGUGGCUCACUUGGGAAUUAGUUUCUCGUCCAAGGGACUCAAUUUUAAGACACUUUCUUGGGAAAAUAACUUCAAGGUCCAAGCAUUAAACCAAAAGCCCUUCAAGAAGCCAACCAGCACGGGGCUGGAAAGUCAUUAACUUGGAAAAGAUGCCAGUGUUGUAAAAAAAAAAAAAAAAAUGUAUGACUUUACUGAACCCCUGAAUGUCCAAAGCUGGAUAAGAUGAACUGUAAAGGACUUCAGAUAUAUAUUUUAAGAGCAUAUUUUAAAUGUUUUAUGAGCUGCAAGACGAACCCCAUCCUGCAGACACAGACAUGUUGGAAGCCAAACCAUGCUGUAUGCAAUCCCAGUUACACUUAACAAAUUAUUAUUCUGAGCGUUGGUGUCUGGCUGUCUGAGGCCAGUGAUAACUUUUAAUCAUUUUUCUUAUUCUUUUUUUUUAUUAUUAUUUUAUUGUUUAUUUAUGAAGUUAGUCUUAUUCUCUUUGGCACUUAAUAUCCUUAAAAUAAUGUCGGUAUUUUGCACAGUGUCCUCAGCUCUUGGGUGCAUUGAGAAUGUGUGUGUUCGUGUGUUUGUGUUUCUUUGAAAUGACGUGUCUGAUGAGUUUGUUUGACUUCAGACCAAGACGACGUGUCUGUGUUGUUUACUAGGUUCAGUGACCCAGCGUCCUCCUCCACAAACCCUUUUUUUUCCAGUCAGUGGUGGGAAGUUGAGGCUAACACUGAUGCAGUGCAACAUUUAAAAAGUUGUGUUUCCCAUUAAAAGGCAGAGCUGCUUAAAUGUGUUUGCCCCCUAGAGAAUUUUAUACAUUUCUUCAAAAGCAAAAACAGAAAAAUCUAAACAUUCGGGAAGUCGACAUAGAACCAAUGAAUGACAUGAUGCACAAAUAUUAUACUGGUGUAUUUGUAUAUUCAUUAAAAUGGUCCAAUGUUC